Nothoprocta perdicaria is the source of this 1670-nucleotide messenger RNA. RefSeq names its product angio associated migratory cell protein (gene AAMP). The transcript has 10 exons. The record is from RefSeq and is a predicted model, not a curated record. The annotation marks the transcript as partial. Gene Ontology annotation, cellular component: cytosol. Gene Ontology annotation, molecular function: protein binding. NCBI's taxonomy places the organism in Eukaryota, Metazoa, Chordata, Aves, Tinamiformes, Tinamidae.
GCAGAGGACCUGGCCCACGGCGUGGAGGACGUGGACUUCGAGGACGAUGAGGGCGCGGACGGGCCCGAGGGCGAGGCCUGGGACACGGAGGAGGACGACGAGGGGCUGGAGGACGGCAUGGAGGCGCAGGACGACAGCGAGGUCACGUUCGCCCUGCACUCGGCCUCUGUCUUCUGCGUGAGCCUCGACCCCAAGACCAACACGCUGGCGGUGACGGGCGGGGAGGACGACAAGGCCUUCGUGUGGCGCCUCAGCGACGGAGAGCUCCUCUUCGAGUGCUCGGGACACAAGGACUCGGUCACCUGCGCUGGCUUCAGCCACGACUCCGUGUUUGUGGCCACUGGCGACAUGUCCGGGCUCAUCAAGGUGUGGCGGGUGGAUUCCAAGGAAGAAGUUUGGUCCUUUGAAGUGGGGGACUUGGAGUGGAUGGAGUGGCAUCCUCAAGCCCACGUCCUUCUGGCGGGCACAGCUGACGGCAACUCCUGGAUGUGGAAGAUCCCCAGCGGGGACUGCAAAACCUUCCAGGGCCCCUCGUGCCCAGCCACGUGUGGCAGGAUCCUGCCUGAUGGGAAGAGAGCAGUGGUGGGAUAUGAAGAUGGGACGUUGCGCAUCUGGGACCUGAAGCAGGGCACCUCGCUGCAUGUCCUGAAAGGCCAGGACGGCCACCAGGACCCCUUGACGUGCGUGGCCAGCAACCAGGAUGGCAGCUUGAUCUUGACAGGCUCCGUGGACUGUCACGCCAAACUGAUCAACUCUGCCACGGGCAAGGUGGUGUGCGUGUUCAAGGUGGAGAGCAUCGCCCCCAAGACGCCCGCCAGCGAGGGCGAGGAGCCCGAGUCCAACUCUGUGGAAUCCCUGGGAUUCUGUAACGUGAUGCCCCUGGCUGCUGUGGGCUACCUCGACGGCACCCUGGCAAUCUACGACCUCACCACACAGAGCCUGAGGCAUAAAUGCCAGCACGAGUCGGGCAUCGUGCAGCUGCUGUGGGAGGAGAGCUCGGCCGUGGUCUACACGUGCAGCCUGGACGGCGCCGUGCGCCUCUGGGACGCGCGCUCGGGGAAGAUGAUCAGCGAGUACCGAGGGCACGCGGCCGAAAUCCUCGACUUCGCCGUCAACAAGGACGCCUCCAUCGUGGUGACGACCUCCGGAGACCACCAGGCCAAGGUGUUCUGCGUGCAGCGCCCGGACCGCUAGGGCCGCGAGGCCGCCGGGGGCUCUUGUACAGCGGGACGGGGGACGGGGGGCUCCCCCCUUCCCCAGCGUGUGCUUUGUAAUUUACUAGCCUGCCCCCCUGCCCUUGCUUGGGGGUGGGGGGGGGCUGAGCCUGGGCUUUUGUAUGAAAAAUGUCUUUUAAUUAUAUAAAUUAUUUCACUUAACUGGAUCUUAAUCCACACGGGUAUGUAGGUAAGGCGGGUGUUCUUUCCGUUGGCAGGGAGGUAGAUGGUGGUACAGGAGUCAUUCCCAGCUCCUGCCCCGAAUAUUAUCACUUCSCUGAAGUGCUGGAGGCUUCCAGUGGCCCCCACUUCCCAGCAGAGAGCCCAGCCUGCCUGGCCCGAGGUAGGACAGGAUGGGCUCUCCUGAGGGAAGGGAGUGAAGAAGAAGCCAUGAACAAGGGGAGCCAGGGCUGUGGCUGUGCAGGAUGGGAGGCAAAGAGAGGGGAGAGAAGGGCU